AUGUCGCCCACAACUACUUCCUUUAUACCUGUCCUCGCCAUCUCUGCUCUCAUCCUCAUCUCAUCGAGAUUUUCACCCCGGCCUAUUGCCAUCUCAGACUUCUCCAUCCAGUUCGUCCUAGGCACCGUCUCCAAGUUGACCGUGUGGCUCGUGAAGUUUGCCUGUGGCGUUGCAGACGACAUCCGUCACGAUUUUGUCACCUUCUCACCACAAGAAGCAUCCAUAGCGGCUUCAUCUCUCCACUCUGAAACUUACUCCGACUCAGAGAACUACAAUGGUGGCGCUGAUCACGAAUCGUACUCCAACUCAGACGAGUCAAAUUAUCUCCCGCAUCCACCCAAGAAGCCAAUGCCGCCGAUGAUGCGCCUUGCAGACCACUUUCGUCUCUAUCCCUCUCGUCCUUGUCCUGCCCAACGUCCUCUCCCUCUCCCUUCUUCACAUCGACGAUUCCGAUUUACCUCUCCUUGGCCUGCACCAUCUUGUCGCGUGUUGCCAGCUCAUGCUCAUGGCUGUACCUUCCUGUUCUCCCCUCUAACAAGGUUACUACCGUAUCGCAGCGCUUCCGACCCGCCAGCACAAACAUCGACCCUCCAACAACUGAUGGAUUCUGUGCCUCCACCGUCUUACGAAGAACUAGAUCUGUCUUCACGCUUAUAUCGUCUUCGUGCCUCGUUUUCAGUCCCCGCGACUCUAUCCCAUGUUAUCCCCGUCCCUCAAGUGGAACAACAACAACAACAACCCCAGGCCCUUCCUGCUUUUCUCCAACCACAAGCUGCACAGCCACCUGGACCGCCACUAGUGCUAGCUAUGCCGAUGGACGUUUGUCUUGAGCCCACUAUUCCGCCUCCACCACGGACGCCACCAUAUGACUGGGGGUACCACGGGUUAGCCUUUUGUCACGCUAGUGCGAUGAACGAUGCGAGUUUGUGGGAAGCGGCGCUCUUUGAGUCAGAGCUCGCAAAGCCGUCGGUGAAGUCAUGGCCAUGGAAUGUUCUAGAUAAGGGACAGGGCUUCAGGUUGGACAACACGUCAGGCCGGGUGGUUGCACCUCCGCCGUUGCCGUCACUUGGCAUUUAG
Mycena indigotica is the source of this 1077-nucleotide messenger RNA. RefSeq lists its product as uncharacterized. The transcript has 2 exons. Bases 1 to 1077 code for a protein of 358 amino acids. Lineage: Eukaryota; Fungi; Basidiomycota; Agaricomycetes; Agaricales; Mycenaceae. The record is from RefSeq and is a predicted model, not a curated record.